AUGGCGUACGCCCCUUCUCCGACGUUGUUGCGUACCGCUUCGCGCAUGGCGUGGAAGAAGCCGUCUUUCACGGAGGAGAUUGUGGAGGAGGUCUACCAGGGCGGGACCGUGAUGAGUCCGGCCAAGACGCCGACACCGACGACCCAGUCCCCAGCCAGCGCGAAGGAAGGCGUGCGCUGGUCCCCAACGCCUCAUGCUCACACCCCUAUCGAAGCCCUCAGCUUCGCCCCCGCUCUCCCCGGCUACAACGAAGGUGUCCCGGCUGCCGACUAUGCCGACCCUCGCGUGGCAACCAACGUUCCCAGCGGCUUAGCUGCCAGUGGCUUGGUCCCCGGCGGCUUGGCACCCAGCGGCUUGGCCCCCAGCGGCUUGGCCCCCAAUGGCCUAGCCUCCAGCAGCUUAGCUUCCCGUGGCUUGGCCCCCACUGGCUUAGCUCCGGGCGGCCAAUAUGGUGACCAGUAUGCGAGUCAAGCUUUCUACGCCACGGCUCGCCAGCCUCUGAUGCAGAGACAACCCUUAUCUACCACUCAACGAGUACUCGGUCAAUCGGCAGGAGGCCAGGUGCUCAUGGGAGGCCAGGCCCUGGUGGGAGACCAGUCCCUGGCGGGAGGCCAGUCCCUAACUGGAGGCAGUCGUUUUGUUCAUCGAGGGACAGAAUUAAAUCCUCGGAUCGGAGCGGAAAUGGCGGCGGAACUGCGGCCCAACCCGCUUGCGACCUUGCCCAGAUCUGCCAGCCACGUUCCCUAUACGACGCAGGUCAGCUACCAGUUGGGAGCGCAUCCGUCGGGUGUUCAUUCCGCAGUGGUACAGCCGACCUACGUCACAGGGGGCGGGAACGUGGCGAUCCCUGCGAGAUACGGCACCGUGGGCCGCGGCCGAAGCUCUAUAGCCCAUGGCACGCAGCUUGGCUACACGGCGUAUGCCCCGCAGGGCUACGGAUCGCAAGGCUACGGAUCGCAAGGCUACGACACGCAAGGCUACGGCACGCAAGGCUACGGCACGCAAAUUUACGGGGCACAGUCUAUUGGUGAGCACUUGGUGAGUCCGCGAGUUGCGCAGCAGCUAAUUACUCAACAGCCAGUGACUCAGCAGCUGGUUGCUUUGCAGCCUGUUACUCAGCAGCUACUUGCUCGUCACCCGGUGACUUUGGGGAACAGCACGGGCCCAAGUGCGCAUAGUGCCUCGGUAGUGGCCGUCCCUGCGGGUUCGGUGAUUGGCGAGUCGUGGGAAGAGAGGCGAGUGCGUGUGCCCCGAAAGGUCGUCCGGGAGGCUUUGGUCGAAGAAGACGCGGUGCUGCGCGAAAAAGUGGUGGAGGUUGCGCGUCCGAUAGUGGAGGAGCGAGUGGUGGAAGUUCCGGAGAUUCAGUACGUGGAGGAGUUAGUACAGGUGCCGGAGGUGGUGUAUAAAGAGCGCGUGGUCCAGGGUCCGGAGGUGGAUGUUCAGGAGCGGCCGGUAUACAUACCCAAGACUGAAUAUGUGGACCGCGUGGUGGAGGUACCGACAGUUAACUACCGGGAAGUACCCGUACGGAAGGUCGUACGGGUGCCAGUCAAGGAGGAGCAGGUACGGGUGAAAGAAGUACCUGUGCCUGUUAUAAGCGAAACCACUCAAGACAUUGUUACAAAGGUCGACCGGCCAUAUGAGGUGCCAGUUAUCCACCCGUUGCCUUUCGAAGUCAAGACUACCCUACACCAACGACUUCCUCAGCUGGUGGCCCAGCCUGGACACACUCACGAGUACAAUGUUUAUUUACCGAGAGUUAAUGAGGUACCCGUCAACCGGCAUCUAGUCAGCGACGCCACUGCGGAACAAAUAGAACGCGAAAGAGAGCGACUGUUCUCUUGCCUCCAGAACGGCAUGGAUGCGCAUACGCUCGUUAGGGAGCUAGACCUGCAUAAGGCUGAAAACAGAGUGGAAGAAACCAUUGUCGAAAUACAACAAUGGGGCAAAGAUAACCUCACUCAAAACUACCCCCGGAUUGCCAGGGCCCAAGGGACCGGACUCACCGCACCCGUCGCAGAGAGCCCUACGGAAGUAUACUCACAAGCCGCCGGAGGAAUGCACAUGGGAGGAAUGCACAUGGGAGGAAUGCAGGCUGGGGCAAUACGCUCUCGACGCGCCGACCAAAACCGGUACAGGCCCACCAGGUUACGCAGACUAAGAACUACCCCGCGGAGGUAUCAGCACGCGAGCUCCGUCGAUUCAUUCAAAAACAGGACGGCCAACGACUGCUCGUUUUUCGGCGCGCCCCUACUGGACCGAAUUUUCGGCCAACGCAGAUACCGCUCCGACCAGGACUCGGGGGAUGUUGGCUCUUGGGACAGCCAGCACUGGGAUAACACCCCUCUGUACUACAAGUCCGGUGCAGUUGACGCGAACCCGUCCGUCUGGAGCUACAUAGUUAAACAGCAUCCGGACUUUUACAAUUGA
Molecule: messenger RNA, 2430 nt
Organism: Gregarina niphandrodes
Lineage: Eukaryota; Apicomplexa; Conoidasida; Eugregarinorida; Gregarinidae
Product: inner membrane complex protein
Exons: 1
Coding region: 1-2430 (809 amino acids)
Source: RefSeq, a predicted model, not a curated record